CGAGCUGUCGUUCAUUGCCGCUGGCGGCCACUGCUGCAGCGGUCGUCUUGCUGCUCUUGCGUUGGAGUGGGUGACUGCGCCGAGGAAACGGUCUGAGCGAACUGUCACAUAGGAUUUGGGGCCUGGAUAACGAUGAGCAGAGCCAAGUGUACCGUGCGAUAGCGAUUAUCUGCUACGGCUUGGCUGUUCUGCGCUCGCCGCCUGCAGGACAUUGGUGGGUCUCGACAUGGACUACCCCGGCCGAAAGCUGUCCACCUCCGGAGAUUCCCUCUACGAAAUUUUGGGUCUGCCAAAGACGUCGACGCCUGAAGACAUUAAGAGGACCUACCGGAGGUUAGCUCUCAAGUAUCACCCGGACAAGAAUCCCGACAACCCAGAAGCUGCUGAAAAAUUCAAGGAUAUCAAUCGAGCACACUCUAUCCUCGUGGACCUGACCAAGCGCAACAUCUACGACAAUUAUGGCUCCCUGGGCCUCUAUGUGGCUGAACAGUUUGGUGAAGAGAAUGUCAACACCUACUUCGUGCUCACCAGUGGAUGGUGCAAGGCACUGUUCGUGUUUUGUGGACUGAUAACUGGAUGCUACCUGUGCUGCUGCUUCUGCUGCUGCUGCAACUUCUGCUGCGGCAAGUGCCGGCCCAAGCCACCUGAAGAAGCUGGCGACUACGCCAAUCUGCAUGACGGAAAAAGCGAAGGAGUCAGAGGCACGGGCCCCAAGGAGGAGUACAGCAGUGAAGAAGGCCAGAGCCCAGUGACCACACAGCCCGGCUCCACUGGCAAGGUGGAGGCCACGCCCCUGGCCAUGCCUCCUCCACCCUCGUCUGCCGACAGCAACCUGAGCGAGACGACCAACCUGAGCACGAGCCAGCACCACACGUACAUGACACAAGAUGCUGCAGCUGUGCCCACCAGCAACCUACAGUAGGCUCCGUUCCAAAGCGACUGUGCUUGUGUCCCCCCACCUUAAUCCGUUUGUGAGAACACCUUCCCCACAUCUGGUGUGCACAUUUAUUGACUGUCUUAUAGAGCCUGCUUGUUACUGCAUGGGGGAGCUCAUUGGCACUGUUGUGCAUGGUAUCCCCAUUGGUUGUUUGUACAAUCAGCUUGCCUCUAUUUUUUUUAAUUUUCUUUUCGGUAUAAUUGUGUAACGACAUUACAGUUGUGAUGACACUUGUUAUUACAGUUGCCUAGUUUUUGCUUACCGGAGGACACGCCUUCUCUUGUAAAGUUUAACUUGAGCCACCAAUGUAAGUGCGCUGUCAUUGUUAUAUAUACUGAAUUGUAAAAAUGCAGAGAUCUUUACAGCAUAUCUAUGAGGGGUUUUAAUUUUCUGGCUGGAUAUGAAUGUGUAAAUGUCAGAGCAGUUGUCUUUCUUUGCCUUGUCUACUAGUAUUCCCAUGGCGAUGACAUGUGUGCAUAUUUGAUGGGCCGCAUGCCAUGCCUGUAGUCAUCCUUUGGGGAGUUGCGUAGUAGCACCCCAUGUCUUAGUCAAACAAUGUACAUUGCAAGUGAAGAGUUGGCAACAGCUGGCCUUUGGUUUCAUACAUUUACUCCGAAGGGGCAGCCCUAACCUUUGCUGCAUGUCUGAUGGUGGUUGCGUUGCACUACAACACACUCGUGAGACGCUAUCUACCAGAUAAAGGUGCUCGCCUGUCAUUCGGUGAUGGUAGCAAAGAUCGAUGGGACAACACAACUUCAAGACACAAUGCGGUGGUUCUCACAAACAAGAAAUGCUGCCGACCAUGCCAGUUGCUGUAGCAGUGUUGCAUCCCGCCAGUACAUAUCCGUCACUACUUUAUCUGGUGGAACGCAGCUCGCAAGUAAGCAGAGCUGUGUCCCCACCUAAAGACCCAGCCAGCCUGCCUGUGCAUGUUGCGGCUGCACAUUCCAUUCGACGGCGUUCAGUUUAGUUGUGCCCCAUUGUCAUACCUGUGCUUGGUAGCACCCCUUGCACACCCGCUACACGGGCCUGCCCACACGGCAUUCAGGUCUGGUGCAUUCGAGGUUUAGUGUCUACCCACGUACGCAGCCGUGUUCUCUUACUUGGGGAUCUGUGCACAGGCUUUCUGUUGUGCCAUCUUUGCAUUAUUUUGGGCACAACUAAUGUUGCAGUGCCAUGCCACAAAACAGUGCCCCACGUGCAGCAAGCACACUGCCAAGCAAUGAAACGAGUGCCGAGGCAUGCAGUGAAACCACUAACAUAAACGACACAUUCCUUUACAGUCUUGUGAAUGCACCAGUUCUGUAAUGCCUAACAUGCCAUCAGGUUGCCUUUGUGCUGUUUUGCUCCUCUAGGUGGGCAAGCAGCACAUCGGCAGCAGGUUGUGUGAGGUAUUUUCAAGGAUUGUCCAUAUUCUGGCUGCAGACCAGCAACUCCUUGAUUGAGCCUGUGCUUUCUCCGAGUGAAGAUGCCUUUUCUGUGUGUCUGAGGCAGCAGUUCUUAACUGCCAGUACUGUAUAGCCAAUUAAAAAUGCUUGGGUGCUUCUCUCCUGCCUGAUGUUUUUAAAUGCUGCAAUGUUUGCAAGAGCCAUCCAUGUGCUCAAUAGGUACAACGCUCAUAAAAAAUGUAAGCAACUUGUGACUGCCUGCCGACAGAUUAUUUGGUUCCUCCCACUGAGCAAUUGCAUGACUGCAACAGGGCAUGUGAUCCAUCUCAGAGAAAAAUAUCAGCCCAUCUGUGCACAAAGCUACUAAGAAAAUGUCUGUUGUGUGCACAUAAGUGGAUGUCUUUGCACAUUGUGAGCAGAACUGAUUUGCCAAUUUCUGCACCAAUCUCACGAAAGUGCUUAGUUGUGCAUCCUUGCAGCUUAAUUUAUAAAAUGUAGACGACUCUUAUCAUUGGACCGAGAUUAAAUGGUGCAUUUUGGUGUCCUUCUUUGAAA
Messenger RNA from Rhipicephalus sanguineus (brown dog tick), 2880 nucleotides. RefSeq names its product dnaJ homolog subfamily C member 5 (gene Csp). The record is from RefSeq and is a predicted model, not a curated record. Lineage: Eukaryota; Metazoa; Arthropoda; Arachnida; Ixodida; Ixodidae. Gene Ontology annotation, biological process: regulation of neuromuscular synaptic transmission. Gene Ontology annotation, cellular component: type Is terminal bouton. The coding region runs from base 227 to 922 and encodes 231 amino acids. The transcript is spliced from 7 exons.